Oppia nitens is the source of this 1157-nucleotide messenger RNA. Its product is annotated as protein IMPACT-B-like. The coding region runs from base 169 to 1131 and encodes 320 amino acids. The record is from RefSeq and is a predicted model, not a curated record. Gene Ontology annotation, biological process: regulation of translational initiation. Gene Ontology annotation, molecular function: protein binding. Lineage: Eukaryota; Metazoa; Arthropoda; Arachnida; Sarcoptiformes; Oppiidae. Gene Ontology annotation, cellular component: cytoplasm. The transcript has a single exon.
AUUGAAUGCAUUGAAAGUCAAUAAUCGAUUGCUUGCAUAACAUAUGGCUUUAUAGACAACAAUAACACACAUAUUGUACAUCACAUGCAUUGGUGUUGUGAUUGUCUUAUCAUUCAAACAAUUGACUAAAUAUAUCAUUAAAGAUAUCUACGGAUCAAUUGGUCAUCAAUGGACUGCAAGACACUCCGUAAUGAUGAAAUUGAGGCUUUGUCUGCUAUUUAUGGCGAAGAAUGGGUCGCUGAAGAUACAGAUAAUAGUGUCUAUAGUAUUAUAUUGAAGAGCGAUAACAAUUGCAACGAAAGUCACGGCAAACCUAAUGAUUGGCAAAAAAUUAUACGAUUGGAGUUCAGAUUACCCGAUGAAUACCCGUUAAGUCAGCCACCAAUGUAUACGUUGUCAGCGCCGUGGAUGUCACGCAAAGAAAAGGCAUCAUUAAUGGCACAGUUGGAGGACAUCUAUUGUUGUAAUGAAGCGCAAAGUAUUCUUUAUCUUUGGAUUGAGAAGUCCAGAGAGUUCUUGAAUUGUGAUGAAUCCAUCAGCGAUGACAACGAUAACAACGAUAAUUCUUGCGACUACCAAACGAGUCAUGAAAAUAAUGAAUAUAUUGGACUUAAAUCUAAUGAUAAGUCAGUUAAUAGUCAUUCAUCACAUUGUCAGCCCAUAUCAUCCAACCAUUCAAGUGGUGGUACAUCAUCUCCAGCCCUAUAUCACGGCGAACCACUAACAGACAGGAGGAGUACAUUUCAGGCACACUUAUCUCCUGUGCAUUCAGUAACCGAAGCACACGAAGCAUUAGCUGUUCUCAAAGUAAACAAAAAGAUAGAAAGCGCUACCCAUAACAUCAGUGCCUACAGAAUCUCUGGGGGUCCGCACAAUACAUGUCUUCAGGAUUGUGAUGACGAUGGCGAAAGUCAUGCCGGCUCUCGACUCUUGCAUUUGCUUCAAAUUUUGGAGGUAAAGGAUGUGGUGGUAGUUGUCUCGCGUUGGUACGGAGGCAUACAGUUAGGUCCCGAUCGUUUCAAACAUAUUAAUAAUGUGGCCCGAGAUCUACUACUUAGAUGUGGUUAUAUUGAUGAGUCAACUGAUGGCAACCAUUCAAACCAAAACAAACACAAGAAGAAAGUCAAAUGACAAACAUAUGAUUAGCUAUUUUACAA